AUGGGGCUUAAUUUGAUGAAAGUCUUUUUAACAUUCUUUUUGAAAAUAUUCCAAGUGGAGAGGUUGUUAAAGUAUCAAGAGAUUGUUUUUGCUACAAAAAAUCUGACUGUGCUAUUUUUCCUACAGCCCGCAGACAGCUGUUAUUAUCAGGGUACAAUACAAGGGUAUAAAGAUUCUUCAGUAGCACUAAGCACAUGCCAAGGUUUAGAGGGUGUGAUAUUUGAUGGAAAAGAAACAUUUUAUAUCCAGCCACACAAGAAAAAGGCUGAUGUUAUAAGUCAUAUAUUGUACAGAACAAAGGACAUUAGGCUCUCUAAUGCUGUCUGUGAUCAGCAUAAUAGUGUAAAUUAUUCUAGUAUAAUGAAAGCAAAYCACAGGGUUCGCAGAAGUUUAGAAUCUGAGACGAAAUAUAUUGAGUUGGUAAUCGUGAAUGAUAAUAAACAGUUUCAACAUUUUAAGGGUGAUAUGACUAAAACUAUCCAAAGGUCGAGGACUGUUGCUAACAUUGUAGAUUCUCUAUACCGUGCUCUUAAUAUACGUGUUGCUCUAAUUGAGCUGAUUAUUUGGAAUAAAAAUGAUGCAAUUACUGUUGAACAAGACUCCAGCCAAGCUUUGGAAAAUUUUAACAAAUGGAGAAAUACUGAAUUGGUUAAGAAGAGGAAACUCAAGCAUGACAAUGCACAGCUUUUGACUCAUGUAGAUUUUGAAGGGCCAACAGUUGGUAAAGCACAUGUGUUGUCAAUGUGUACUUCAAGAUCUGCUGGAGUGGUGCAGGAUCACUCAGCUAAUGCUGCAUCAACAGCUUCAACAUUUGCUCAUGAAAUGGGUCAUAACCUUGGCAUGGGACAUGACACUGAUGUAUGUAAGUGUGAUGCCAAUAAAGAGACUCAACAUUGUAUCAUGUCAGGAGUGGCAAGAUCUGUGCCUGCUACAGAUUGGUCAUCUUGUAGUCGUAAACAGCUAAAUACUAUGCUAGAAAAAGGCUUGGAUUCAUGUCUCUAUAAUGUGCCUAAGAAGUUCUAUGGCAGUCCAGUUUGUGGGAAUGGCUUCAGAGAAGAAGGCGAAGAGUGUGAUUGUGGCAGCACUAAGGAAUGUGAAAAGUACAGCGAUAAUUGUUGUAAUUCUACAACAUGUAAGCUUAAGCAAGGAGCAGAAUGUAGCCAAGGACUUUGUUGUGACAAGUGUAAGUUCAAAGCUUCACAUGUUGUUUGUAGAGACAAAGUCAAUGAAUGUGACUUACCUGAACACUGCACUGGAAAAUCAGAGCAGUGUCCUGGAAAUAGAUUUGUUUACCAUGGAAAACUUUGUAAUGAUGGAAAGGGCUAUUGCAACCAAGGAGAGUGCCCAACUCUAGAAGGACAAUGCGAACUGCUAUGGGGCAGCAAUGUCAAUUCAGGACCAGAACUUUGUUAUACUUUAAACAUGAGAGGAAACUAUGCUGGAAGCUGUAGUAAACUACCCGAUGGGUCAUUUGUUAAAUGCAAAUACGAGGACAUAUACUGUGGCAUGCUUCACUGUACAAACACAAAAACCAAUCUACCAAUCAUUGGUACCGAGCGCACUGCGUACAAAUACAAGUGGCAUAUUGAUGGCAAGUUGAUUGAAUGCAGGAGUACWUCUGUUGAUGUUGGGACAGAUACAGAUGACCCUGGCAUGGCAAGAGAAGGMACCAAAUGUGGCGAUGAAAAGGUUUGCAUAUCCAAUCAAUGUAAGAAUGUAACUGAUUUACUGGAAAGGAAUACAAAGUGUCCUGGAGAUUGUUCAGGAAAUGGGAUAUGUGACAGCAAUGGUGAAUGCUACUGCAACGACUGCUGGACAGGGAAUGAUUGCACCAAGUCAACACCAUGCUUAGAUGUUGCUGCUCGUUCUGGCCACUCUAAGUUAGCAGGGUAUAUCAUCCUGGUGUUUGURAUUAUMUCAGUGAUCGUCGCCUUGGUUGCGGCAUUUAUUUACCGAGAUAAACUAAAAGCGAAAUGGCAGCAACGAAGACAACCUGGAAGAAGAUAUGAAACCACCCAUUCAACGUCACCAUCACAAACCCCUAAAGCAAGUGACACACAACGACAAACUUCUAGAGAUUCCAAGCAAAAACCAAGCGUUUACUCAAAUCCUGGUAAAAUCGAUCUUCCUAGCUGGCCUUCUGAUAGUUCUACUAAUCAAGAUAUCAGUCGAGUACCUAGACGGCCUCCCCCUGGCCCUCCUAGUUCACAUCGGGCAUCUAGUCCCCCCGUUAGUUCAGUUAGAGAUAGUCCUUUAUUUAGUCAAAGACCAGAUAGUUAUGCUGGUGUACUAGAUAGGCGACCACAGCCAAGCUUUCCUGUGGACAGUGUGAAUAGGCCAACUAAGACUACUAGCGAUCCUGUACUGCCACCUAUCMAUCAGUCUGUUAGGCCAUCAGAUUUGAAAAACAGUCAACAAACUGCUUUAAAACCACCCAAACCACCUGUACCUAGUCAUAGACCAGGAAGAGCAGCACCACCACCACCUACUAGACCAGGAUUACCGCCUCGAGUAUAGRGAUUGUUGGCCACAUAAGAAUUUAGAAUAGAUUAUAAAAGUCGUUAAGAUGACAAAAAUCGAACGCAGAAUGCUAUCAAACUUWAGAGCUGAAUAUCUCAAUCUUUACGCGUCAAAAUAUAAUGUUUACGGACUUUCGUCGGAGGAUUAUUUUCACAACCUGAACGUCCAAAAAUUAUCAGCAUUUUCACGACGUAAAAAUUACUAUUUUCCUCCAAAAUUAGGAGAAAGAAUGAUUCAAUCAUAGAAUGUACAUACAUUGUCUUGAUUAGAAUCAUAAUCAACAUUAAUGAAUGGCAAUAUUCAUUUGUGAAUUAUUAACAAUUUUUCUUUGUAUACAAGAAGAAUCAUAAAAUAUCAAAAGUUAUUGAGAAAUAGCACAUGCAACGUCAUGUAAAAUUGCUAAAUAAGCAUGCCUUUCGUGUAAAACGCAACCAUUAGGAAAAUCAUCAAUCCACAACUCAAGUAUGAGUUUUUCAAUGUAGACAUUUGGGCUCUAGCAUAUGACGUCAAAGCAGCUUUAUCUGGAGGGCAAACAAUACAUUUUUCUGUUCCCCAGAUAGAACUGUAUUUCCAUGAGUCAGAAGGGGACCCCAUUCUUUCAUAGCGGAGGCUCUCUCGUUGUAGCUCCCACGAGUAAAACAGCAACAACCAGAGAGGCUCUACUAUAAGGGAAGGGUCCCCAUUAUUCUAGUUAUUUCAUGCUGCAGGUGUGGCUUAAAUCAUACAUGUUAAAUAACUGAAGUUCACUGGAUGAACUGAUUAAAUAUAUUAUUUCAAUUUUAACAUUGAUAAUGGAAAUUGUUGAUCUGAGAGCGAUUAGAAUUUCUCCUAAAUUAGCGUAUAAUCUUGAGUCAGACUUUAAAUUUUCAAGUUUCGAUUUCAAGUUUCAAUUUCAGCUUCAUUUAAGCAUGUUUAUGAAAAUUUAAUACCGGACUUUGAGUCUUGCAAUUCUUCGCGAUCGACCAUUUCCAUUAUCAUAUGUCAAUGAAAUCGGUAGAACUUGUUUCUGUCUCUUUUAGGACAAAAAUGCACGGACACUGAAGUUUGUAUAAUUUUUUUAAUUCAAUAGUAGCGGUGAAUCUAGAAAUUUAAUAUUUGUACUAGUGCAAUUUGUUUUAAAGUUUAGGAAUAUAAUGUUUAGAUAAACAUGAAAAAUAUGUAAAUCAAUCAAAGGAUUUUAAUUAAUAGUUUGGUUCAAAUUCCA
Molecule: messenger RNA, 3724 nt
Organism: Exaiptasia diaphana
Lineage: Eukaryota; Metazoa; Cnidaria; Anthozoa; Actiniaria; Aiptasiidae
Product: zinc metalloproteinase-disintegrin-like BjussuMP-1
Exons: 23
Coding region: 1-2517 (838 amino acids)
Biological process (GO): proteolysis
Molecular function (GO): metalloendopeptidase activity
Source: RefSeq, a predicted model, not a curated record